This is a messenger RNA of Cavenderia fasciculata, 192 nucleotides long. RefSeq lists its product as uncharacterized. The record is from RefSeq and is a predicted model, not a curated record. Lineage: Eukaryota; Evosea; Eumycetozoa; Acytosteliales; Cavenderiaceae. The transcript has 4 exons. The coding region runs from base 1 to 192 and encodes 63 amino acids.
AUGAAUGACACUUUGUGUCCUUUUGAUGGUGCCAACUUAACAUGUGCAAUUUAUAAAAAUCAUUUAAAUUGUACCUCGGAAAUUUUAGGUACCAUCCUCAAUGAUAUCAUCCAAGAUUACAAUGACGAGUUCUACAGAGAGAGAGAUAUAGUAGGGUCUCCGGAUGAGGAAUUGUCAGCGAAUAUAUCUUGA